GACGACCGAAUGGUGAGCAACAUCAUACGACGACGACCGAGAAGUAUGGUGGAUUUCCACGUUCACGGAGUCGUCGUUUUACUAUUCACCCUCAGUAAAGUGCUAUGUACAGAACUGAACCUGGCCAUUCCAGAGUCUGGAACAGUCAUUGAAGAGUUUGCCAGCGACUCACUCCAACUCAGCUUCUUCUGUCGGCUGCUCAACACCCAAGGUUCACAGAUUGUCACCAACUGGUUCUUUCUCAGUGAGGAGGGGAAGGCUGAGGGGCGAGGCCCGGGCGGCCUCACCUCUAGCGACACUCGAUUCAAUCAGUCUGGGGACACAAUCAUGGCGGGACAGUUUCAAAUCCCCAGUAAUACAAAUCUGACGGUGAACGCUCUCGCUACCGACCUACACAAUUCUACCUUGUCAUGUGGCACUGCGGAUGACAACUUCAUUGCUGUGUUUACCAUCUUUGCCUACGUUAACCCGUCUAUUCCUGGGAAUCUUGAUGUUAUACUGGAAGAUUUAUCAGCCACCAUUACCUGGGAGACACCUGUGAAUCUAGGAAACCCAAAGAUCUCCUACUACACCUUAAUCAUAUUAGACGACCAGGGAAACACCCACGUUAAUGAAACUCUCCCCGCUCCUGUUACCACAAUGUUCACGAUGCCUGGACUCCUUCCACUGACCAACUACACCGUAACACUGACUGCUGUUUCGCAGCUCGCCCCCACACCUGUCAUCAGCCCCACAGCCAGUUUCAACUUUUCCACGACCACCACAGAACUGCGAGUAUCGCCACAGAUCAGAGAAGCGUUGAGGAUUGAAUGGGACAACAUACAUACUGGCGGACUGGAUCUUAUAUCUGCUACCAUCGAAUAUGCAGUGCUCACUUCUAGUGAAAACGCUACUGGUAGCAACUCUACACCAGUAGACAACCCAGUAGUGGACAUUAAUGGUGGGGCAGCAGUGUUGAGAACUCUGCCAGAGGCUGGCCUCGACUACGUCUUCACAGUCUCGACUGAGAACGCUGAGGGAGAGAGUGACCCCAGCCAGUGCCCACCUGUCUUUCUUGCUAUUGGGGCCCCCUCGACACCAGACAAGCCCAUUGCCAGAGCCAAUGGACCAGUGGCAAUACUGACACUUCAAACGGCAAAAAGUGGAACUGGAAACUCUGCUCUGCCGUUUGCUUUCUCUGUCCUGGUGUACCGCUUCAACGAAACCAGCAACACGAGUCAGCUGGUCAGCGAGGAAGAACGGUUCAAUAGCUCCGAGUACACCAGCAACGAGAGCAUCAAGAUACACAUACAAGAUGUAAUGGAGCUGAACCAACUCUACCGCUUUGCAGCUCGAGCAGUCAAUGCUUUCGGAAUGUCUGAAAUUUCUGCUCUCUCAGACGCAAUUCUGCUCAAUGUCUCACAGCCAACAAUAAGUCGUGUGGACACCCAACAGACACCAGAUGGCAUAGAAGUCUCCUGGGCAUUCCUGCACACCGGCGGCUCAGAGCUCCAGCUGGUAGAGAUCUUUCUCAGAGAGGACAGAGAUGGAGCCACGCUUGAGCUCGUCCCCGGGGGAAAUCUCUCCAGACCCCUGAGUACUUCAUUCAUGAUUGACGGGAGUAACCUGCAGGCUGGUGUGAGCUACGAGAUAGCAGUGAGGGCCACCAAUGACCUGGGUGUUAGUGAGGCGAUUGUCUCUGAGAUACAGGAGUCAGGAAUUGGAGUACCAGCACUCCCACUUAUCCCCACGCUCUCCUCCUCCACCUCUACCUCCAUCACACUCAUCCUCUCCACAUCCGCCAACGGCCUAAUUAGACCAGGGGACACCCUUACCUUCCGUCUCAGGGUCACGACAACUGAUGCCAAUGGUAACUCUGAGACCUCGUAUGAAACUGGGGAAUUCUCGGCGGAAAUGUUGCGCAACAGUGUUAGACUGACCGUGCCAGCAGAGACUGGCGUUUCCUACGUCUUCUCUGUCAGAGCCGAGAACAGAUUUGGGUCGUCGGAGUAUUCCGGAGACUCUGAGAGUAUCACCAUACCUGAACCAACUGAAGGAGAGGGUACGGAUGAGCUGGAGAUGAGAGAAGUGAUAGGUAUUGCAGUGGGAGUAGGCAUCGUGGUGUUGCUGCUGCUGUUCUGCUGUGUUCUCCUAGUGGGAAGGAGAGCCAUAAGAUGGAAGAAGAGGCUGGUCUGGAGAUGCAAGACAACUCACUCUACAACAGAACAGAAGCCAGUGGAGAACAGAAAAGAGUUUCCUCCCGAGGCCUUUGAGUCUCAGUAUGAGGCUCCUCCAGAUGACGGGCACACUGUCCCACUGCGACCGAAGCCCACACACCCAACUGGAGCACCGAUAGAGGGAGCCCUACCACUCUACGACUCGCUGAACCCAGCUGGAAGACACGUGUCUACCUACAGUAGCACCAGCAGCAGGGAACUCCCGAACCCUCUCUACAGUGGAGCAAGACCCACCAGUCAGCAUGACUCUGGCAGUGGUGUCAUCCACAGUAAGACAGUGAGAGGAGGAACAGGAGGGGGUGGAGGAGGGGAAGAACCUCUUUACUCUGAAGCUGGUGUGCCUCCUGAGACCAAUGGAGGGAUUUACACGGAGCCAGACUCUCGGGGUUCAAAACUGCUGGACCCAUUCUCGGCUCCACCUCCACCGCCACCUGAUCCUCGAACCAUCCCAACAGCCUCCCCUCCUCUCAAGACCGCCCCUCUCGUUGACGGCUCCGACGACCCCAAGGAGCUCCCGACAUAUGCAGAGGCUGGUCCUGCCGGUAGCGAGGAACACUUGUACUCUGAACUCCCAGACCCCCACCGUCACCGAGACACCAGCUCCCCAACUGACCCAUCUCACUUCCACAUCCCUCCUCCCCCUCCCACCCAACCUCCUCCCUCCUCCACUCCCCUCCCCUCUGACAGCGCCGAAGAGCCCUCAUACAGUGUGCCCUCCAGAGCCGGCUCCCAGAACAGGACAGGGAUAUAGUUUCCAAUUGGCACACUCUCAACAAUUCAUAGUUUCAUAAUUAGUGUGUACAAAAUGUUUAUUGCCGUUAUUAGGCAAUUCACCAUGAUUAACCAUAAUGCUGUAUUAACCUCAAGCGUCUAUAUAAGAAACAUGAAAAACCAGAUAGAUUUCUUUUCCAUUGAUGGACAGUU
Molecule: messenger RNA, 3140 nt
Organism: Geodia barretti
Lineage: Eukaryota; Metazoa; Porifera; Demospongiae; Tetractinellida; Geodiidae
Source: the annotation of a GenBank genome assembly